GUGUUGGCAUUUCAAUUAAAAAUCUGUUGAAAACCAUGUUUAUACAUUAAUUGUGUUGAAAAGAUGUACAAUUAAUAUUACUGAUGUUAUAAAAAAGCUUGAAUUACAUGCAAGAACAGCUUAAAGCGCAGUUCCCAGUUUGUCGACUGUCGGGGCCCGUAAAGCAGUUCGCGCAUGCGGGUUGCGAGCGGUGAAGAUGGACGUGAAUCAGCCGAAGCAGGAGCAUCUGCUCGCUCUGAAAGUGAUGAGAUUAACGAAACCAACAUUGUUUACCAACUUGCCAGUGACAUGCGAAGAUAGAGAUCUUCCAGGGGAUCUUUUUAGCCAAUUAAUGAAGGAUGAUCCUUCCACAGUUAAAGGAGCAGAGACUUUUAUGUUGGGUGAAAUGUUGACUCUUCCUCAGAACUUUGGGAAUAUUUUUUUAGGAGAAACCUUUUCAAGCUAUAUCAGUGUACAUAAUGACAGUGUGCAAGUUGUUAAGGAUAUUUUAAUUAAGGCUGACCUUCAGACUAGCUCUCAGCGUUUAAACCUGUCAGCCUCUAAUGCUGCAGUGGCUGAGCUUAAGCCUGAUCGUUGCAUUGAUGAUGUAAUUCAUCAUGAAGUAAAGGAAAUUGGAACACACAUCUUAGUCUGUGCAGUUAGCUAUACAACACAAGCUGGAGAGAAGAUGUACUUUCGAAAGUUCUUCAAAUUUCAGGUUCUUAAACCACUUGAUGUGAAGACCAAGUUCUACAAUGCUGAAAGUGACCUCAGUUCUGUGACAGAUGAAGUCUUUUUGGAAGCCCAGAUACAAAAUAUUACAACUACCCCAAUGUACAUGGAAAAAGUUUCACUUGAACCAUCCAUGAUGUAUAAUGUAACUGAACUGAACACAGUCAAUACAGGAGAGAAUGGAUUUUCCACGUUUGGGAAAAUGACCUACUUGCAACCUAUGGACACAAGGCAAUAUCUGUACUGUCUCAAACCUAAACCUGAAUUUUCAGAGAAAGCUGGGGUCAUCAAGGGAGUCACAGUUAUUGGAAAAUUGGACAUAGUCUGGAAAACAAACUUGGGGGAAAGAGGACGGUUACAAACAAGUCAGUUGCAAAGAAUGGCACCUGGAUAUGGUGAUGUCAGACUUUCCUUGGAAGUGAUUCCAGAUACUGUAAAUCUUGAGGAACCUUUUGAAGUUACAUGUAAAAUAACUAACUGCAGUGAGAGGACAAUGGAUCUGGUACUUGAAAUGUGCAAUACAAAUGCAAUCCACUGGUGUGGAAUUUCAGGAAGACAGCUGGGAAAGUUGAGUCCAAAUUCAUCUUUACAUCUUGCACUCAAGUUAUUGGCUUCUGUUCAAGGUUUACAGAGUAUUUCAGGAUUACGUUUGAUGGAUACAUUUUUAAAAAGAACAUAUGAAUAUGAUGAUAUUGCACAAGUAUGUGUGGUCUUUUCGCACUGAAGCUAGAAAGCUAAAAUUUUUCGUGAUGGUAUCUCCUUCUGUGGUUAACUGUGAACUUGUCAUUCAGUUUUAAUGAUGUGGCCAGUUUUUUUCACCAGUAGAAAAAAAUAGCUAUCACCAUGUUGAUAUAAACCAAAUAUGUAAACUUCUUAAAUUAAGAUUUUGAGCAGUUGAUUGGAUUAAAACACCAUCUUGGAUCCUAAUUUCAAAUCCAGUGUAGACUGAUCAGAUGGUAUUAGUCUCUGUUUGUUGGAUGUAAAGAUUUUGCACAUAAGUUUGAUCAGUUGCAAUCCAUUACUUUAUGGCAAUGACCCACUACCUGAAGUUGUUGAUAGAUUAAUGUUUGUGUUGCUUGACCUACUUCUUUUUCAUGAAAUUGGUGAUCUCAUGCAGUAUGGCUUAGAGUAAUCCUUUAGAUUGUGGGAAAGUGAAACUAACAAGCAAAAGCACAGUGUAUUUCUGAGAUUAGAGCAGAAAGCAACUCUGGGUGUUUGGAGAGAAUCCUUGUAUCCAUUUGUGUUGUACCUGUCCUGAUACUGUUCAUACUAACUGUAUCCAAGCUGGUGUGUUGAUUCCAUUACACCUAAGCUCAUGCUGAGUAUAAAGUCUACAAUUUUUUUUUACUGUUUGCACAAAUGUGGUUUUAAUAAAGCUUAUUAUUUGUUUAAAGAAUA
Messenger RNA from Hypanus sabinus (Atlantic stingray), 2109 nucleotides. RefSeq names its product trafficking protein particle complex subunit 13 (gene trappc13). Lineage: Eukaryota; Metazoa; Chordata; Chondrichthyes; Myliobatiformes; Dasyatidae. Gene Ontology annotation, cellular component: TRAPPIII protein complex. The record is from RefSeq and is a predicted model, not a curated record. Bases 197 to 1435 code for a protein of 412 amino acids. The transcript is spliced from 14 exons.